UGGCUGAUUAAAGCCGCCCGGUUCCUGGCAGCUAGGCUAACUGUUUAUAACCUGAAGAAAGACCAUUUCCCCCUCAGCCUGUUAGCAACGUAUUACCCUUAGUCCCUUCUUUUUUGCGCCAGUUCAUAAAUUUCCGACCUAAUUACAAGAUAAGUCGUGCUCCUGAGCGCUUUUAGUCCUGAGCUCGUUGAGAAGAGGAGGCUAGGUUAAAGGGGCAUGAGCGAAGAAGCGAGUGUCUCUGUUUGUUGACAUGGCGGAGCAGAUUUACGACAUUAAAGGAGCUCUGAACUCUGGAAAUCAGUUCUUGGAGGAUCCAGAGCUGGAGGCCAUCAAGGCCCGUGUGAUGGAGAUGGAGGAGGAGGCGGAGAAGCUGAGGGAGGUGCAGUACGGAGGAGAGAGACAGCAGCUUCUCUACAGCCCUCAGGCAGGACUUUUCUACAGUAUGACUCAUGAGGAGAGAAUGGAUGCAGACAACAGAUCUGUCUAUGUGGGGAACGUGGAUUACGGGACCACCGCAGACGAGCUGGAGAUCCACUUUAAUGGCUGUGGUCACGUUAACAGGGUCACCAUCCUGUGUGAUAAAUUCACUGGCCAUCCUAAAGGGUUUGCCUACAUUGAGUUUUCCGAUAGAGAAUCGGUGAGGACGGCUAUGGCCCUGGACGAAACCCUGUUCAGAGGACGCCUCAUUAAGGUAUUACCUAAAAGAACCAACAUGCCGGGCAUUAGCACCACAGACAGGGGGUUCCUGCGGGGCGGCCGGUUCAGAGGUAGAGGCUUCCGCGGCUCCAGAUUUAACAACGGCAGGUUUCGUGGCUUUAUCAGGGGCGGUGGAAGAGCCCAGCCUUGGUAUGUUCCUUAUUGACAGAAUGAAGACAACUUUUUUUUUUUUUUUCCGCCCAUUUGUUUGUUUUUCUUUUCUUGUAUGGUCACCUAAGCACUUCUAGGUGCUACCACAGCCCUGCCCUGAACGGGACUCUAUUUUUCAUUGUACAGUACUGAGUAUAUAUUUUGUGUAUAGCUCAUUUUGUCCCACUGAUGUCAAGCAUGAACACUUGCAACAAUGGAGAAGACUUGGUUUACGCUGAUGGAUGGACUGUUCCUAUUUUAUUUAUAUUUUAUGAACGUCCUUUCUUUAAAAUUGA
Molecule: messenger RNA, 1142 nt
Organism: Pygocentrus nattereri (red-bellied piranha)
Lineage: Eukaryota; Metazoa; Chordata; Actinopteri; Characiformes; Serrasalmidae
Gene: pabpn1l
Product: PABPN1 like, cytoplasmic
Exons: 7
Coding region: 251-862 (203 amino acids)
Molecular function (GO): RNA binding
Source: RefSeq, a predicted model, not a curated record